UGAGGAGUGACGAUAAAUGACAAAAGAUUAUCAAUUGCCUUCGGUAAAAAAAAAUCUUUGGUGUCCAUAAAACCAGUCACUUGACGUAAACUAGUGAUUUUCAUUAUACACAAACGGUAUACCAUUAUGCCUUUUCUCGAGAAUCUGAUGGAACGUCUCAACCUACAGGAAAAGCGUAACACUUACGCUUCCAUAGCAGCUGGUAUACUAUUUGCAUCUGGAUGGUGGAUGAUUUUUGAUGUUGCUGCACGGUACCCAUCCAUGGAAGUUUUCCACCAUGCCUAUCAUGUUUGUGGAGUUGUGGGCACCAUUUCUAUGAUCAUGAUUAACAUGGUGAGCAAUGGCGCAAUUCGAGGAGAUAGUUAUUCUGAAGAAGGAUGCCUAGGUUCCCGUGGUGCCCGUGGUUGGUUCUUCCUGGGGCUUGUCCUGGGUUUCACUGCCCUCAUAGCAUCCUCUUGGAUUCUAUUCCAAGCCUAUAUUAUCCCUGCAAACACUCCACAGUGGCCUGGAGUCGGACUCUUCACACAAAAUCUUUGCAUAUUUUUAUCGUCUCUCAUGUUCCGAUUCGGCAGAUCCGAAGAGCUUUGGUCGUCUUAAAGUGCAGACUUUGAAAUAUUCACAGCAAAUAGGCUGAUGAAAACUAUUUUAAUGUGCAUUCAUAACGUCUAUAUUGAAGCACGCGAUAAGAACCUUUUUCGUUUUCACUCACAUUUUCUUCUAUUCAUUUCCAUUUGCAUUAUUACCAAUCGGUGUGUGAUACUCUCAAUACAGAAAAGCGUACACUAAGA
This is a messenger RNA of Daphnia carinata, 788 nucleotides long. Its product is annotated as transmembrane protein 50A-like. The coding region runs from base 127 to 597 and encodes 156 amino acids. Gene Ontology annotation, biological process: late endosome to vacuole transport via multivesicular body sorting pathway; protein targeting to vacuole. NCBI's taxonomy places the organism in Eukaryota, Metazoa, Arthropoda, Branchiopoda, Diplostraca, Daphniidae. The record is from RefSeq and is a predicted model, not a curated record. The transcript has 3 exons.